Messenger RNA from Cylindrotheca closterium, 4458 nucleotides. Lineage: Eukaryota; Bacillariophyta; Bacillariophyceae; Bacillariales; Bacillariaceae. The record is from the annotation of a GenBank genome assembly.
AUGGCAGAGCCAGAGGCACAAUCGUCAACGAAUCCAGAAAGCUCCAAUGGCUUCCCAGUAGUCUCCUUUCUGGAAAUUGAAGGCCGUGUCCUUUCAGGGGAAGAGUUUGAGGAGUAUUGCAAAGACCACGGACUCUGCCGACGUUGUGCCAAUGUUCGCACGCAUCGACGUGUCAUUAAACUAUUUGGAAGAGGCAAGAAAUGGGAACCCAUGACAUUGCACGAUGAAGAAACUGGAGAAUACAGCGUCUACAAGGGAUAUUGCCUCAAACCCAAUUGUUAUACCUUGGGACAAGCCAAACGCUUGACGGGGGAGGCUGGCACCAAGGACUCUCGGGACAAGCGCCGCAAAAAACUCAAAAUGAAAAUGUUGCGCAAGUCCGACAAGAAUCGCCCCGAACGGCGCAAAACUCGGGCGGAUCCGGAAACGGGAAGUAUCAUGAGUACCAUGGACGAUGAUAUGUCCAUCAUGUCUGGCAUGUCGGAUUUGAGUGGAAUUUCCAGUGCUUCCGGCCGAUCCUCAAGGAGUUCUCGGAGUGGCUUGUCAGGAAUUGCCAGUACCUUUCGCAAAAAGAAGCGACGGGGUUCUGGCUUUUCUCUCACGGAUUCUGUUUCCAGUUUUACGGACUUUUCCGAUGACGAUACCAUUGAUACUACCCAAACUCCCAUGCCAUUGAAACCCGUAGUCCCUGGAGAAGUCAAUCCUAUCAUCUCACAACGUCUCGAGCAAUUGGUAAAGCAUGAUUACUUUGCUGUCCUAGACAUGACCAAGGUGGAAUUGAGACCUGAAGAUGUGGAUGCGAUUGUUGCGGCCAUGGGACAAACCAAGACCUUGGAUACCAUUGUCUUGAACAAGUGCCGAUUGCGGGACGAUGGUUUGAUCAAGAUUGCGAACGCCCUUGAACAAGCCAAUCACAUAAAUAUCCGAUCCUUUAGCUGUCGACAGAACCGUAUUGGAAACAAGGGAGUCACGGCUCUGUCCUUUUUGUUUUCCAAAUCCGAGACGCUGGAAACCUUGGAUUUGUCGGAAAACUCGAUCAGUAGCAAGGGUGCAGCCAAUAUCCUUUCGGCGUUUUCGUCCAACCCCAAGCCAGUCUUGAGUAACUUGAACCUAAGUCAAAAUGAAAUUUGGGACAUGGACGAUGGUUCGUUCUUGCGUUCCAACACCACUCUCAAGAUUUUUAACCUCGAUGGAAACUUUAUGCACGACGAAGGAGCGGAGCAAAUUGCCAACGCGAUUGCUGCCAACAAACAAAGUGUCAUUGAAAAGCUGUACCUAGGAUGGAAUGGAAUCAGUGAUGAUGGAGCGAUUGCACUGGCUCGAAUGAUGGAGGCCAAUGAGACUCUGCAAGUCUUGGGACUGGCCGAGAAUGAUAUCAGCAAUACGGGUGCCAGAGCCAUAUUAAGUGCCCUGGCCAUCAAUACCAGCGUCCGUGAGAUUUCUGGUUUGUACCACAACCAAAUUGAUCGCAAAUUUAUCAUUGUGGCAAUCAAGCGACUACUUCAUCGUUACGGCGAACGUACAGGACAAGCUCCCCCCACUGAACAGGCCGCUGACGAGGGCGAGACCUCGGAUCAUUCGGUCGGCUGGGCUCAGCAAAUCUAUUCGGACGAACGUCACUUUGAUGAAAAGGAAGAAGAACAAGAUCAAGGGCCUAGCAUUGCAUUGGAAGCCAUUGAACAUUGGGACUGGGGUACCUUUGGAAUUGAAGAGAUUGAAGCUUCGAGAAGUCCACCCUCAGCGGUCAUGCCGGACGUGCCGGAUAGGGUACCUUCCCCAGCAGUGGAACCUGAAGCCACCAAAGAGGUUGAACCCGAAGAACUUGUUGAGGUCGCUCCCAAUUUGCCAAUAGAUCGUUUGACGGUGUUUCAAUCAGCACCACUAGCAUACUUUGAUCGAAAAACAUCGGAGCAUAUUGCAAUUCCCAUUUUUGAUUUCCAAUACGAGGCGGAUGCCAUUGAAGAUGCUCUGGCAAAUCCCGAAGCCUUGGGAGGUGUCAUUGAACUGAAUGUGGAAAAUGUCACAGCUGGACGAUUCAAGGUUUCUUUCUUGCAAGGAACCUCGCCCAUUAUGCACUUUUCGGGGAUUGGUCAUGAUAGCUGUUUGGCUUUGGAGAAUGGAUUUGGUUACAUGCAAGCGCUGCCAACCACUGAUUUGAUGCGAUUUGUCAAGAAUGGAGAAGGCAAGGUCAAGGUAGUGGUCGUUCACACGUGUUACGCUCGAGCCAUGGCUGAUGCUUUUAUUGAAGCUGGUGUUCCACAUGUGGUCUGUCUUCAGCGAGACACUGCCUUCCGGGAUGAAGGACCCGUCGAGUUUGCCCAGGCCUUUUACACUGCCUUGGCCAGCCACAAGACUUUGCAGCAAGCCUUCAACGAAGGUGUGGAUACUGUCAAGCGAUCAAGCAAUGUCAAGGUGACUGGUAACAUUGCCCAGCAAUACUGUCUUCUGCCCGAAAAACCAGCCAAUGAUCCAUACCACAAUGUUGACGUAUUUUACCAACGGCCAAUGCCAAAAUUGUCUCCUCCACCGGAAGUCUUUUCGCCACCUCUUCCCGAAGUUCCCGAACAUUUUGUCGGCAGAGAAGUCGACAUGUACGAAGUCUUGGAAUCAUUGCGCGUGGACGAUGUCGUCCGCGUGGGCGGUGCCGUCGGAUGCGGAAAGGCCAGUUGUAUUUCCGCCGUUGCCCGGUACAUUUUGGAACGGCCGAAGUCUUUCAAGAUUGAUUCCGUCUACUGGCUUCCAGCACCCGAGUCAGCCGAAAAGGAGGAAGAUGAAAUAUACGAAGAUCUUUGUUUCUUGAUCGAAAUGACGAUAAAUUCAGAGGAUCAAAUAUGGGAAGAACCAGAAUUCGCGCAAAGAAGAGAUCGGGUGACUUCUGCACUAGCCGAUAUGCGAAGCAUUCUUGUCAUUGAUGGACGAAUGUUCACCACAGAAGCCUCGGGAGAGAAUUUGGAAAUGAUUCUAACUCAUCUGUUGAAUGAGGUCAGCAUGAAGAUUGUCUUAAUCACUGCCAUGGAGGCAUCCAAGUCUUCCAAGACCAAGACGUCUCGACAAGAAGAAACCAUGGUCAAUAUUGGUCCUCUCGAUCUGAAAUCAUCAGCUCUGCUCUUUGGAAACUUGAGCGAGGUGAUCUCAAGGUCUGGAAACCCGAUUGUACACACUGCAGAAGAGUUCGCCGACUGCAUUGUUCCACCGUCAAUUGCGAAAAUAGCAUCUUCGGACGAAAAGCAGAAAUUGGAAUCAAAUCGUAGCAACAAACUAUACGAAAUUCUUGGAGGCGGAAAUCCAACCGAGAUUGCAAAAUCGGCUUCUGCCUUCACGGAAAUUGACCUGCGAAAUUUGCUGCGGUUUGCCAAGAGGCCCGAAAUCCAAGUUGAUUCCGGCGCUGCCCUGGAAGAGGAGAUUUUGAAGUAUACCACGUUGAAGAAGAAGGCCAUUGAUGGAAAGAAUUAUGCCCGAGCUUAUGACUUUACCGAUGCGAUAGAAGAAUUAGAGGGUCUGCGGCCAAAAUUCCCAAACGUUGAAGAUCUUGCCAAGAAAGAGGCAGAAUACAAGGAGAAGUUCAAGAAGUAUUUAAAGAUGAAAAAGUACAACGAGGCAAAUGCAAUCAAGCGAAAGAUCCUUGAACUGAAGAAGACAGCACUCAGGGAGAAGCAUGCCAAGGCCGAAGACGCGAAGAACGCAGUCGCUUUGACUAAUGGGGACUCCAACGGAAAGAAAAAUUUCUACGAGAUCGAUAAGCUCUUUUCGCAAUUGCGAUUAGACCAACCCAUUACCGCGAUGGAUGUCUCGGGCACACUAUCGGAUAACAGCGGCGAAGCUACACUGAAGAUUCCAAGGGUGGGAGGUUUCUGCAAUCUCAAUAUCACAAUGGGAUCUGUGUUUGAUUUGGCAUAUGAGGACGGAACAAGCGGGAUUGUAUAUUGGACCAACGAAUGCUGUGAUAUGGCAGUUGAUGACGAUGGUAAAAAGAUUCUUGAGGCUGGGGGAGAAUCAUUCCAGACAGCCAUGCAGUCACUAGAUGUUCAGGCCACAACUGAUUGGGGCCCAGUCAAGUGCCCUACUGGUGAGGCGGUCGGCAUUGGACCGCUUUCAUUUAGCACUUUGCAAGCCAAAUUUGUCUUCCUUGCUGUUGGGCCAUUGUCACCAUCAAACGAUGAUACCGAAUGGGAUGAUUCGGAUUUGAAUGGAAUCCAAAUCUUGGAAACUGAAAUAAGGGCGUCGUAUCGCUCGUCUCUGCAACUCAUUGCGCAGACAGGUGUCAACGAUGUCGGCAUACCUACACUGACGUCAAAUCCAACGGGAAAUGCAUAUGAAAGAACGCUGUGGAUUGGAUUGAAGACAAUAGUUGAAGAAGCCAAGAGUACGGAAUUGCGUUCGAUUGAUCUGUGUACAGCGUCGCAUCAAGAAGCAAACCUACUGCUCAAAAUGGCACUGGCAUUGGGUUUGUCUGUAUGA